Spinacia oleracea (spinach) is the source of this 3933-nucleotide messenger RNA. RefSeq lists its product as uncharacterized. The transcript is spliced from 6 exons. Gene Ontology annotation, molecular function: transposase activity; DNA binding; zinc ion binding. The record is from RefSeq and is a predicted model, not a curated record. NCBI's taxonomy places the organism in Eukaryota, Viridiplantae, Streptophyta, Magnoliopsida, Caryophyllales, Amaranthaceae. Gene Ontology annotation, biological process: DNA transposition. Bases 1 to 1728 code for a protein of 575 amino acids.
AUGUGUCUGGUUGAGUCAUGUAAUUGGAGGAUCCAUGCCUGUGUGUUGUUGGAUGGGGUCAGUUGGGCCAUUAAAACUCUUGUCAGUGAGCACAAGUCUUGUGGGAGACUUGAGGAGAAUCCCAUGGUGACAUCUCAGUGGCUAUGCACCAAACUACUUCCUGACAUUGAAGCAAAUCCAGAAAUCCCAAUUAAGACACUUCAAAGAAAGGCAUUGGGGAUUUAUAGGGUACAAGUGAAACAGAGGUUGAUGUACAAGGUGAGAAGCCUCGGGAGGCAGCAAAUUUAUGGAGGUUUUGAUGAGUCAUAUGCCCUUUUACCAUCCUAUGCUGAAAUGAUCAAAUCUACCAAUCCUGGGAGUUAUGCCUUGGUCACUUGGACUGCAGAUUCUGGUAACGUGACACCCCGUUUCAAGGCUUGCUUUUUCUCCUUUGCUGCACAAGUUAGGGGUUUCUUAAGAGGUUGUAGGCCUAUCAUAGGCAUUGAUGGUGCACAUUUGAGUGGAUACUAUAAGGGAAUUCUCCUCACUGCAGUUGCUAUCGAUGGGAAUAAUGAGAUUUUUCCAUUAGCCUAUAGCAUUGUGAGUACGGAGAGUAUGGACACAUGGUCCUAUUUUUUCAGAAGUUUGAAGGCUUUGUUUGUUCAACAUGGGUGCCAGAGGGAUGACUGGACUUUUAUUAGUGACAGAAUGAGGGGAGUAGAAUCUUCUUUGUAUGAUGUUUUCCCCAAAGCAGUCAGGAGGGUCUGUGCUCAGCAUCUGUAUACCAACUGCAGACAAGCUGGAUACAGUGGCACAGCCUUCCAUGACUUGUUCUGGGUUGCUGCUGAUGCAUACAAUCCAUAUGUCUUCAACAAAGCCAUGGAAAAGAUUGGCAAACUCAUCCCAGAAGCAGUGGGAUAUCUUGACAAAGUGCCUGAACAGUGGUCCAGACACAAGUUUGAUGUUGGGGUCACUUGUGAUCACAACACCACCAACUUUGUGGAAUCCUUCAACGCGUGUACCAAACCCUUUAGGGAUCUUCCUGUUUUGUCACUUCUUGAAGAAAUAAGGUCUUGGUGCAUGACGAAGAUCGGGGCCAGAUUUGAUAAAGCUGUUGACAUUGGACCCGAUCAAUUGACGCCAUAUGCUACUAAGGAGCUUGAAGAGAGGAGUGCUGACUCGAGGUUCUGUUAUGCAACUAAUGCUGGGGGGGGUGAAUUUGAGGUUUUAGAUGGUCAUGUGAAGUUCCCUAUUAGGCUUGCUGCUAGAGUUUGUGGUUGUGGGAAAUGGCAAGGGUGUGGUAUACCUUGCAAGCAUGCUAUUAGGGUAAUAUACCAUCAAAGACUCAAUCCUACAGAUUUUGUUUCUCCUUACUUCAAAGGGGCAGCCUAUAAGCUCACAUACUCAGAGCAUAUUCACCCCAUGCCUGACUCAACACAGUGGCCUACAUUUGAGCUACCUAGGAUUCUUCCCCCACUAAUGAGAAGGGCAGCUGGCAGACCAGCCAAGCAGAGAAGAAGAGGUGCUCAUGAGAAGAAGAGGGGGAAAAGAAACACCACUGUCAAGUGUGGGAAAUGCAAGCAAAUUGGGCAUAACUCAAGAACCUGUAAAGGAGGUUCCACUGCAAAACAGAGGAAAGAAUCUGCUGCAGCUGCUGCUGGUUCUGCUGGUGCAUCAACAUCUGGUGCUAGGAAGAGGAAGGCUCCAACAUCUAAUGCAUCGAGCAGCAAGAAGUCCAAAGCUGCAUAACUAGAAGUAAGCUUAGGAUUCAGUUUAGUAUUUCUGUUUUAAAGCUUAGGUUUAUUUUGAAAAACAACUUAGGUUGUGGCACAUUUUGGCAUUUUUUUGUAAAGCUACCCACAACUUGAUGUUCGGUUUAUUUUGGAAACAAACUAUUUCAGUUACGAGUUCAAAGACUUGCAUAUUAUUGAUAAAUGAAAUUCAUGUGCUCGUGCCAUUACAACCAUCAUUGUUUGUCUUGAUUACUUCUUUACUACAAACAUUAGACACAAAAACAUUACAAUUCCUAUUUUAAUUGCUGCAGCUUGGAAUUUUUUGAGCUCUUUCACUCUUUUCUUCAGUUUCUUCAGUUCGUCACUUAUAUUGUCGUUGUCUUCCGAUGUUCCCUCAUACUCUAUAUUGCUCUGUUGCUGUUGGUGUUGUUGAUUUUGGUGUAGAACACUUCCUUUGCACCACAUAAAAUGGUUACAAGGAUCACACUUGUAAUAUAGCCUCUGUGGAUUUUUGGAUGUCUCGGAGCUUUUUAUUGCACAUUUUUUGGAACAAAUAGGACAACAUUUGUUUGGAACAAGUAUGUAUGAAAACAGAUUGGAUGAUGAUGUAUUGGAACAAGAACUCAUGCUGUGUUGUUGUUCUUGCUGCUCUGUUGUUGCUGCUUCUGUUGUUGAUGCUUCUGUUGUUGCUGCUUCUGUUGUUUGUUAUUGUUGUUGUUGUGUUGUGUUGUUCUUGCUGCUGGUGUUGUCUAUUCUUGUUGUUGCUGUGUUGUUCUUGCUGCUGGUGUUGUGCUGUGUUGAAGUCCUUGCUGCUGCUGCUAUUGGUGUUUGUUCUUGUUGCUCUGCUGUCUUGUUAUUCUUGUUGUUGCUGCUGCUGUUGUUGUUUGUUCUUGCUGUUGCUGCUGCUGGUGUUGCAGGGUUCUGCUUGUUGUUGGUGCUCCUGUUGCAGUGUUCUGGUUGUGCAGGUGGGGGUUUGGGGUGGACUGUUUGUGCAGUUGGGGGGGAUUGGGGUUUAGGGCAGUGUGGUGUUGUUGUUGGGUAUGGUAUAUAUAAGGGAAAUUAGUGUAUGGGUGACUGCAACGACUAUAUUAUUCAAAUUCAACGGCUAGUUUUUGGAAAAAAAUUUACCAAACCUCAGGGGUAUUUGGUGCUUUUUACCAAACCUCAGGGGUAUUCGGUGCAUUAUGUUUUAACGAACUAACUGCCUAACGGAGGGUUAACGUCCGUCAGACAAAAGGGCAUUUAAUGAUAUUAUUGCAUACGUCAGGGGUGUUUGGUGCAUUUUGGAAAGUUUAGGGGUAUUUGGUGCAUUAAAGUAAACCUCAGGGGCAUUUGGUGAAAAAUCCGAAAAUAAAAUGGCUGAAAACUCCCGCCUAAUUGAAAAAUUAAAGCAAUUUAACCCUAAUUCGAUCUCUUCCUUCGCUUUCUCUCUCCUCACUUCCAUUACCCUCAAAUCGGUAUAGGUCAGACGCCAUUGCAAGAAAGCUGGCCAAACUAGGUUAUAUGUGCCGACGGGACUUCAAUUCCUCAAAAUGUGACCCUGAACAACCAUGAUGAUUCUGAUUAUGAAGUCAGACCUUGUAUUACAGAUGCUCCAAAGACCAAGUUCAAGAUCAAGGCUUUAAAAUUUUAGCAUUCCCGCUCAAUCAAUUAGGUGGCCAAGAACCUGGCUCAAACUUGAAAUGAAGAAUUUUGCAUGUACAAGAUUCAAAGCUGAUACCCAAUUUUUGAUAAGGUGGACGUGAAUGGUCUAAAUACAUGCCCAAUUUACCAGUUCCUCAAGUCCAAGGUGGGUUUUCAAGUGACUUAGUCAAGUGGAAUUUUUAGAAGUUUAGCUGCUGCUGCCUUGCUAUUGCUGUUCUACUGCUGUUCUUCUGAUAUUGCUGUUCUUCUGCUGAUACUGUUGUUUGGCUGACACUGCUGUUCUGCUGUUCUUCUUUUUGUUGAUUUGGUUUGACUUUUUAUAAAGUUUUGUUUAUGCACCAAUCCAUUGAACUUUAAUCAUGCAUUAAAGUUGUCAGUAGUGAUAGAAAUAUCUGAAUAUACCAAUCAGGCUUCGUCUAAGACAUUUUUUUGACAACUAUUCCAAGACAUGUUAUUUUUGUGGUUUUAUUGGUAGUUUUGGGCUUGCGGGUUGUUGCAAGCCCUAGGGUGUUUUUUGGUUGAGGUUGAACAACAAUUGGUUUUCUUUUGUUUAAUAAUAUUUUUUGGAGUUGAUAAA